AUGUCUAAAAAGAGUGAGGAUGUUUUGCUAAUGGUUAAGCAUGUUCGUCACAAGAAGGUCGAUGGAACCUUAUAUGUUAACUCUGGAAGAAUAGCUUGGAGAAAUCAAACCUCUGAUUCGUUUCGGAUCAGCGCAGCUUUCGAGGAUAUUCGACUGCAGCGUGUCAGUUUAGACAAUAAGGAAAAGGUUCAGCUCCAACUGUUAAUGCACAGUGGUGAAUCAUUUACUUUUCACUUUGCUGACACUGCUGGUCGCGAAAAGCAGCUGGAGAUGCGCAACAAAGUAAAAGAAAUGCUGCAGCUUAUGCUGCCGAAGUUUAAGGAUAAGGCCCACUCCGAGUUGAACGAAAAAUUUCGCAUUUUGGAGUCAAAUCCCCAUCUACUGUCUCUUUAUAAGGAACUAGUAGUUACUGGUAUAUUGAGUUCUGAAGAAUUUUGGGCUCGACCGGAAUUUUCCCAAUCGAAGUCUUGGGUGUCACGUUCGGGUAUAUCACUCAAUUUAACUCAAGAGCGUACCCAGAUUGCUGGAGUUCCCAGCUGUUUACUGAGUGACAUCAAGCCCGAAAUGGAUGGUACAAACAGCAUCAAGUAUAAUCUCACUAAAGAGAUAAUUGACGCAAUCUUUCGGGCCUAUCCUGCCGUUCGGCAGCGACAUCGAGACCUUGUUCCUGAUAAACUCUCUGAGGCGGACUUUUGGAAUAAGUUCUUUCAAUCACACUACUACCAUCGGGAUCGGGGAAUUAUCAAUCAAGAUGAUGUGUUCAGUGAGUGCGAUGGAUUAGAUGAAAAAAUCCUGCGACAGGAGUUGCUCAGGUGCAGAAAAAUGCGCUUGGCAAGUCACCUAGAUGUUGGCGAUUUAGAAGAUCACUCGAUAGGUGAAGGCUAUGGUGUUGAGCCUCCCUCUCCUCCUCCCAUUUCUACCUCCAAUACAAAACAAAAAGUGAACACAAAUCAACUCCUGCUUCAUCGCUUUAACAAGCACUCAAUUCUGAUUAUGCGAGCUCUUGCCAAGUACUCCGCUGGAGCAGCCUCUACCGCUGCUACCAAUGAAUCCGCCUAUAGGGACCUUGCGGCGUCUGGCAACCUCAAAAGUGACGUCCAGCUGGCCAUCGCAGACGUCUCAGCCGGUGGCUGUCUCAUGGCUGGUGGAAAGUCGGCGACUGGUGAGAAGUCUGGUGCGCCCUCCUCCGUGCUGCUUCUGCUUUCCUCGGAGCAAUCGAAGGAGCUGAGUAUGCUUUACUCGGCUGCGGGUGAACUCCUGCGUCAUUUUUGGGUCUGCCUUCCCACGACCACUGUUGCGAUGGCGGAGAAAAUAAUUCGCAUUUACGAGAGUUUAGGUCGCUUUGAGGCGACAAAAUUGACGCCCUUUAUUGAGUCGGUUGAGUCGACACUUUCCAAUGCUGGUGUCCGAGGCAAUGGAGGUAACGGAAAUGGUAUCUACCGGUGUCGCGUCACCGCGCAUUUGGAAUCACUUAUUAAUGCUGCCAAAGACAAAUUCAACGAGUGGCAUGCAGGCCAAAAAAGGCUAAACAGUAGUCAAUAA
Messenger RNA from Echinococcus granulosus, 1542 nucleotides. Its product is annotated as General transcription factor IIH subunit. The record is from RefSeq and is a predicted model, not a curated record. The coding region runs from base 1 to 1542 and encodes 513 amino acids. Gene Ontology annotation, cellular component: transcription factor TFIIH holo complex; transcription factor TFIIH core complex. Lineage: Eukaryota; Metazoa; Platyhelminthes; Cestoda; Cyclophyllidea; Taeniidae. Gene Ontology annotation, biological process: transcription by RNA polymerase II; nucleotide-excision repair; transcription by RNA polymerase I. The transcript is spliced from 5 exons.